GACGCCAAGGGUUGGCUUGGCAACGCUAGGUUGUUGUAGCAUUGCUGCGGUGGUUUGCUGCGUAUUAGACUUCUCCAGGGGUUCGCAUCUGUGUUGUUUAGUAUUCACUGACGAUGUUUGAUGCCCUCCUUCACUCUUUGGGUGCGAAAGUGGUCGUGGCCACCUCCAACGAUGAGAACCACCCGUCAGAAAACAUAAUUGACGGAAACACAAAAACCUUCUGGAUGUCCACCGGGAUGUUUCCUCAAGAGUUCAUCAUUCGCUUUGCUGAAAUGACAAAUGUUUCUUCAGUGACAUUUGACAGCUACAACGUCCAACACCUACAAGUGGAAAAGAACACAUCAGAGAAUGCCUCUCACUUUGAGUUUGUGGCGGAGAAAGAGUUCAAACACACCGAGGGACAUCUUCAGUCAAAUUCUAUUUCGCUAAACGGAACCACUGCAACUCACCUUCGCUUUAUCAUCGCCUCAGGAUAUGAUCACUUUGUUUCGGUGCACAGAGUCAGUGUGCAGAAGUGACACGCGCUUUUGCUGGUAUGCUCAGCAUUGUCAACACACUCACACAUUACAUGAUAUUUUGGAUUUAUUGUCACUGUCCAAUGAAAAUUGUGUACUUUAACUCCAAUUUAACAUUUUUAUCUUUUGGACCCGCAAUAAGAGGCUGUUCAAAACUAGGAAGACGAAUUUUGAUGAUCAUUAAAAUGAGAUAUUUUUCAUCACAGAUGUGAUUCAUAACUGCAAUUGAGAGAUUUGUUGUGUUUGAUUGAUGUAAAUUGUGUUGCAAGAUGAGGACAGGAAGUGAAUAUAUGUGUCAGUAAUUGCAACAAAAUGGAAAAGGAGUGGGAUUAAAUAAGCUUGGCUUCUUCCUACUCCUUUUUGAACAUGUUGUGAAGCAGUGGCGGGGCGUGCGUUUCCCACCUAGGCCUUCAGUGAUGUCUGACUUCAAAGAAUACCUCUCAAAAUACCAUAUUUUUUGUCAUCACAUGACCAUUGCUGGAGAAAUACUAUACUAUAUUAUGUUGUCCCUAUACCAAUAUUUUGGUACCGGUACCAAAAUUAUUUAGAUACUUUUCGGUA
Molecule: messenger RNA, 1076 nt
Organism: Nerophis lumbriciformis (worm pipefish)
Lineage: Eukaryota; Metazoa; Chordata; Actinopteri; Syngnathiformes; Syngnathidae
Gene: hspb11
Product: heat shock protein, alpha-crystallin-related, b11
Biological process (GO): intraciliary transport; multicellular organism development
Cellular component (GO): centrosome; intraciliary transport particle B; cilium
Source: RefSeq, a predicted model, not a curated record